CCGCCUCUUCUCACUCAAAACCCUAAACCCAAACCCCAAAAAUAUCUACCGAGUAGGGUUUUGCGAGUAUUCUGCACCAAGCAGCCGUUUCUCUUUAGCCUCUCUCAAACCUCAUAAAAGUUCUUAACCCACCUCUCAAAUCUCUCUACUCUUAUCCUAUGGGGAAAACAAGCAAGAAAUCAACCCCCAAAGUUGAAGCAGCUCCUGCUGCAGUUGCUCUGUCUGGAAAGAAAGGUAAGAGAGAAUCUAAAGAGACUAAUGAGAAGCUAGUGGCUGCCAAAAAACUGAAGAAAAACGACGGGGUAGCACAAGCUGUUGUAAAGGUCAAGGUUGAAGCAAAGACUCAGAAGAAGAAAGACGAAACCAGUAGCUCUUCCGAUGACUCUUCUGAAUCCGAAGAUGAACCUGCUCCUGCAAAGAAACAGCCAGUUAUUGCCAAGAAUGGCUCUGUACCUGCCAAGAAAGCAAAACAAGCAAGCAGUUCAGAUUCGUCAGACUCUAGUAGCGAGGAAGAUUCAUCUGAUGAAGAAGCUCCUGCUCAGAGUAAAAAACCUGAUGUUGCUGCAAAAGCCCCUGCUCCAGCUGCUAAGACAACGAAAGCUGAUAGCAGUUCUGAUGAUGAUUCUGACGAGGAUGAUGAGCCUGCUGCAAAAACAAAUGUAGCUGCAGCUGCCAAAAAUGGUACUGCACCUGUUAAAAAAGGUAAGGCCUCCAGUAGUUCUGAGGAAGAUGAAGAUAGCAGCUCAGAAGAGGAUGAAACACCUGCUCCAAAGGCUGCUUUGCCCACAUCUGCUGCAAAGACUGAAACUUCAUCCAGUGAUAGCAGCUCUGAGGAGGAUUCAGAUGAGGAUGAUAAGAAAGCAACUACUGUGAACAAAGCGGAUGCUGCUCCUUCCAAGAAGGUUGAGGAAUCCAGUAGUGAUGGCUCUGAUGAUAGUGAGUCUGAGGAUGAAGAGCCUAAGGUUGCUUCAAAGGCUAAAGCUGUUAAAAAAGAAAUCAGUAGUGAAGAAGAAUCUGAGGAAUCCUCUGAUGAUGAGGAAAGUGACGAAGAGAAAGCUCCAAAGAAAAAUGAUACAGAUGUGGAAAUGGUUGACGCUUCAACACCUGCCAAGCAGGAGUUGAAGUCUGUGAAGAAAGCUCCUCAAACGCCUGCUACUCCUCAAGCUACAGGAUCAAAGACACUUUUUGUGGGAAACUUAUCUUUUCAAGUUGAAGAAGCUGAUGUAAAGAAUUUCUUCAAAGAUGCUGGUGAAGUUGUUGAGGUUCGUUUUUCCUCUGACCAUGAAGGGAACUUUAAGGGCUAUGGACAUGUUGAAUUUGCUACUGUAGAGGCUGCACAAAAGGCUCUAGAGUUGAAUGGUGAGUAUUUGCUGAAUCGUGCUGUUAGACUUGAUUUGGCUCGUGAAAGGGGUGCAUAUACACCGUACAGCGGCAAUGAGAACAAUUCAUUCCAGAAAGGGGGGAAAAGUCGAUCUCGAACGAUAUUUGUCAGAGGAUUUGAUCAAUCCCUCGAUGAGUAUGAGAUCAAGAAUUCCUUGGAAGAGCACUUCGGUUCAUGUGGUGAGAUUUCUAGGGUGGCCGUACCAACAGAUAGAGAAACUGGUGCUGUGAAAGGUUUUGCUUACAUGGAUUUCAAGGAUGAAGAUAGUCUGAACAAAGCUCUAGAACUUAAUGGUUCUAAACUUAAUAAUUAUUCCUUGACUGUGGACGAGGCAAAACCGAAAGGUGAUUUUGGUGGUGGUCCAGGCAGCGGAAGAGGUGGAAGGAGUGGUGGAUGGAGUGGGGGAAGGGAUAGCGGUGGACGCGGUGGUCGCGGUGGAAGGGAUGGAGGCCGAGGUGGCAGGCGGGGAGGUGGUCGAUUUAGUGGUGGCAGAGGUGGACGUGGAACACCUUAUAAUAAGCCAAACCUUGCUGCAGCUGGCACAGGAAAGAAGACCACUUUUAACAAUGAGGAUUAAUCAAGUGUGGGAGUUGGUCCCAGUGGCUCCUAUGUUUAAAUGUUUUUUGUUUAGAUUAUUGAACUCUUAAUUAUUAUGUCGAAAUUCUCACAAUUUCAAGAGCCUUGUCUGUUUUAGUUACCA
Hibiscus syriacus is the source of this 2081-nucleotide messenger RNA. Its product is annotated as nucleolin 1-like. The transcript has 17 exons. Gene Ontology annotation, molecular function: RNA binding. The record is from RefSeq and is a predicted model, not a curated record. Lineage: Eukaryota; Viridiplantae; Streptophyta; Magnoliopsida; Malvales; Malvaceae. Bases 159 to 1958 code for a protein of 599 amino acids.